Messenger RNA from Capsella rubella, 543 nucleotides. RefSeq names its product cyclin-dependent protein kinase inhibitor SMR16. The record is from RefSeq and is a predicted model, not a curated record. The transcript has 2 exons. Lineage: Eukaryota; Viridiplantae; Streptophyta; Magnoliopsida; Brassicales; Brassicaceae. Bases 70 to 405 code for a protein of 111 amino acids.
CAAAGAAAUAAAUAAGAAAAGAUAAACAAGAAAAUUACAGACCUCACGAGUCAAAGUUAUUGUAAAACCAUGGACUCUGCAGAAAAAAGCUCCAUCCAAGGAACACCAACUUCUGCGGAACCCCUAACUCCUAUCUGUUCUGGAGACGGUGGUAUAAUUGCAGUAUCUCCACUAUGCGACCACUACAAUGAUCAGAUGAGGAUCGAUUCUCUUACUACUUGUUCCGAUGAAGAAAUCAUUGAGUCUUUGUAUCAAAACCUCUUUAGUAUUGUUCUCUCUCUUCAAAUAGAGGAAUCUGGUUCUGGUUCUCACACGCCUCUCUCUGCGCCUUGCCCUGGAGCUCCCAUGAAGCUUACCAAGUUAUCCAGAAACAUCGACCCAGGAUUCCAAAGAAAACUCUUUUGACAUGACAUUGCUUCCUUGACCGAUUCUUUUUAACAUAUUGGAUUAGCUUUAUUCUUGUGUUGUAGUAUUCUUGUGUUGGGGAGUUGGUGUUGUAUUUGUGUUCAUGUGUAUUGUGAUCAUAUCUGGAAAUGUUCUCGA